AGAGAGAAAGAGGUAGACAAGCGAAGAGGGUGGGGGAAAAGGAAUCACACAUGAAGCCUCUCUCUCUCUAACAUUUUUUUAUCCCGUCGUCUCCGGGAAAGGAAAUCAAAGUGACCAUAUAAAUUUUCCUUUUCUUUGAUGUGUGUAUGUGCGUGUUUAUAUAUAUAUAUAUAUAUAUAUUGUGAGUGUUUUGACUAGAGAGAAAGCAACCUUGUUCUAGUGUCAUUUUCCGAGAUAUACUCUCGAGUAACACCACACCCAAAUCCUUCUCUUUUCCAUUCCUUUCUGCAAUUCUCUCUCUCUCUAGAUACAAGAGUCUUUAUUUACUUCAAUCAUCAUCGCUGUUUGAGUUCUUUCCUUUACUCGAAGCUUGACAAGUUAAUGCAACCAAAGCGGCUAUCAAAUAAAUCCCCAAGAAGAUCAAAAACAAAGUUGUGUAUCAGUCCCUUUUCUUUUCCUUUUCCUUUUCUUUUUACAGUUGUGUGUGUGACUGUGUGUUCUUUUUCUUUUGUGCUUUGAAAACCAUUUCAGAUUAACCUGAGAAAGUCCAAGAAAACCAAUUAAAAUGCCCUUGGAAGGGAUUUUCAACGAACCCUCUUCAAACCCCCCACCUGAUCUCUCUCUCCACAUUAGUCCUCCCAACACAUCAUCUUCAACCAAUGAAACCCGUAAUAAGACCAUUUCUAUAUCUAUAUCCCAAGCUCACACCGACCUCUCUUUAGCACAUCCGGCGAAUGCCAUCCAUGAAGACACUGGCCGGUGUAGAAGAAAUUUCAGCGACCGAGGAGGAGCCGAAGAACCACCGCCGACACGAAACCCUUAUCAUCAUCAUCAUCAUCAAAUCCACCAUCCCAAUAACCAUUUAAACAACAUAAACCAUGGGGUGUCGCUGCUGGACGUAUCGGACGGCUUGAGGCCGAUAAAGGGUAUUCCGGUGUAUCACAACCGUUCAUUUCCCUUCUUGCCCAAUUUGGACCAUACCAGAGAAAGAGACUCCAAGAUGUCCCUCUACCAUCAAAUGUUUUCCCCUCAAGUUUGGUCUGCUUCUUCUCAUCCCUCUAUGUGUUCUUCUUCUCCUUCUGUUUCUCACUCUCCUUCUUCAACAACUUUCUUCGGAGCCAGUUUGGAUCAAAUGCCCAUCUUGAACUCCGGUGGGCCUAAUCCGUCUUUGUCGAGUUACCGGACUCCGGUAUCCACAAGGUUUAACGGGCUCUCAUCGUCCACCUAUCAAAUGCACCACCAUCACCACAACCAGUAUGGGGUUGGGCCUUCUGAGGCAUCUCAUGGGAUGAUGAGAUCAAGAUUCAUGCCCAAACUCACCACCAAACGGAGCAUGAGGGCGCCCAGAAUGCGAUGGACAAGCACCCUUCAUGCUCGAUUUGUUCAUGCUGUUGAGCUUCUUGGUGGUCAUGAAAGGGCUACUCCAAAGUCAGUUCUUGAGCUCAUGGAUGUGAAAGAUCUCACACUAGCUCAUGUCAAGAGCCAUUUACAGAUGUAUCGAACUGUUAAAACCACUGACAAACCUGCAGCUUCCUCAGGCCAUUCAGAUGGGUCAGGAGAGGAAGAAAUCUCCCCAGUAGCCGGUGCAACGGAUCGAGCCGGCUUCCAUCGAUUUAUUGAUCAAAGUGGGCCGUCUGAUGGAUCUUCACAGCAAGAAACAGACUACCUGUGGAGUAACUCUUCAAGUAAUAGAGAGGCUUGGCUGCAGACUAACUCAACUGACAUGGAUGGGCUCAGGCCAUCAGCCCUCCCAUUGCAACAAAGAUCCAGACACCAAGUAGAGGAAUGCGAUUUGAAUCGGUUGAAGAGCUAUUUAGGUUCUGAUUUGGAACGAAAGAAUCCAAGUUUGGAGUUCACGCUGGGCAGACCGGACUGGCAUGACAAAGAGCAUGACUGAUUAUAUAUAUAUAUAUAUAUAUAGCUAUAUAUGUAUAAACUCGAUCUGGUUCUCUUCAUUUUUGAUUUUGCUGUUGGUUCAUUACAUUCCUUCAUGCAAGAAGAGAUUGAAAGGCAUAACUACUAUAUAUAUGAAGAAGCUAGCAUUGGAGAGGAGGAGGAAGAAGAAGAAGAAAAAAAACAAGAAAAGCUAUUCUUCUUCUAAAUCAUUGCAGGUGCUGCUGCUGUGGAAAGUUAUAAAAGAUGUUUCACGGUUGUACGUUGCCAUCUCAAAAGCCACCCAAUAUUUUGCUUUGAUUGUAGGGUCGGUCCAUGACGACACAAAAAAAAAAAAAAAAAAAAAUUGUCGUAGUUUUUUCCCAUAAAGUUUGAGGAUCUAAUACUACCUGUUCAUUAUGUAUGAUGAUUAAUGUGCAUCCCAAAAAAAAAAAAAAGGAUUUGUAGCCCCAGGAGCAUAGCAGCGUUGGCAGGGAUCCAGAAAGUAAAUUUUUGAAGUCUCGUUUUCGAACCGCACCCCUGACUUGAAUGGUGAGUGUGUUAUGGAACCGAUACACGUACUCAGAGAAAAAUAAAAAAAUUGGAUUUACAUUUCCACGGGCAUAGUGUUUCAUAUUCACCAAUAAACCAUUAAUAUUUUCUUCUCCA
Molecule: messenger RNA, 2541 nt
Organism: Cornus florida
Lineage: Eukaryota; Viridiplantae; Streptophyta; Magnoliopsida; Cornales; Cornaceae
Product: transcription repressor KAN1
Exons: 6
Coding region: 566-1897 (443 amino acids)
Biological process (GO): regulation of DNA-templated transcription; abaxial cell fate specification
Cellular component (GO): nucleus
Molecular function (GO): transcription cis-regulatory region binding
Source: RefSeq, a predicted model, not a curated record